Molecule: messenger RNA, 5200 nt
Organism: Leptinotarsa decemlineata (Colorado potato beetle)
Lineage: Eukaryota; Metazoa; Arthropoda; Insecta; Coleoptera; Chrysomelidae
Product: monocarboxylate transporter 9
Biological process (GO): monocarboxylic acid transport; transmembrane transport
Molecular function (GO): monocarboxylic acid transmembrane transporter activity
Source: RefSeq, a predicted model, not a curated record
AGCAUUUUCUUCCCUUACUGAUCGAAGUAAUCGCCGCAUGGCAACUUUUGGAAAAUUCGACGAUCGGCAGGGGCAGCCUACUACACGUAUGAAACGGCGUACAAGCAUCAUUCUUCUUGCGUCGUUACGCAGGGAAUUCUGUAGAGAUUUGCAAGAAUGGCCGAAUCGAACGCGAACACUAAUCAGUUACCACCAACUAAAGUCAGCAAAGAAGUAAACCAAUCUCCAGUCAAUAGUGUUAGCAAUGGAUAUUUCUGUGAAAAUAUUUCGAUUAAUGGACAGUCACUCCCUCUUAUGGGAGAUGAAACGCAGAAGACUCCUCCUCCAUCCAUUUCUCCUAAAAAAACACCAAAAAUCAACAAUUUGGAACUGAUCCUGAAUGACAAAAACACCUCCAAGAAACCUAAAAUAAAAUUGAAUAACCUCUACUCUAAUCCGCUAGAUAACUCUGAAUCCAAAACACUUCUUCAAAAUAAUUUGAUGAUCUGCGAUAGGGAGAACGAAGAUGACAGACCCGUACUUCGAGUCCAGUUCAACAGUGGGAACAACAGCGAUACUUCUAUAAACAAACCAUCGUGUAGUCCUCGAUCUAGUUUGUCAUCUAGUUCAUCGUCCUCAAGCGAAUCGUUAGAAAUUUCUGAAGCCUCACCCCCCGAUGGAGGAUGGGGGUGGGUAGUUGUGUUCGCUGCGUUUGCAGUUAAUUUAAUAGCGGAUGGUAUUACGUUCAGUUUCGGUGUAAUUUUUGUAGAAUUUCUGAAAUAUUUCGGUCAAAAUAGAAGUACUACGGCAUGGGUAGGAAGUCUCUUUAUGGCGAUGCCUCUGUUAUCCGGUCCAGUAGCCUCUUUCCUCACAGACCGCUACGGCUGUCGAAGAGUUACAAUUUUUGGUGCAAUACUAGCUUCUGUCGGGUUCAUUAUAAGCUCAAUGGCAAACUCUAUGAUUGUUCUCUGUCUCACUUUCGGAAUUUUAGCCGGUUUUGGUCUGAGUCUUUGCUUCGUAGCAUCGGUCGUGAUAGUAGCUUACUAUUUCGAUAAGAAAAGAUCAUUUGCUACUGGCCUAGCCGUUUGCGGAAGUGGAAUAGGAACAUUUAUUUUCCCACCUCUCAUACAGCUGCUUCUUGAUGAAUAUGGAUGGAGAGGAACGACGCUAAUACUAGCAGGACUCUUUUUGAACUUGAUAGUUUUCGGAGCUUUGAUGAGAGAUCUUCCUUGGACUUCGGAAAAACAGAAAAGCCUAGCCAAGCAGAGGAAAACAAACAGACAUUUGAAGAGGAAAAACAAAGGUUCUUCAGUCGACUCGUUUUCAGUUAGCAUUAGUACCAAUACAGCCAGUGUACUCCAACCAAUUUUGGAGGUCCAAAAGGAAAUUGAUCCUGAUGAUAUUCCUCAAGAUAGGCUUUACCGUUCAUUAGUUAACUUGCCUACUUUCGUGAAGAACGGAGAAAAAGUACCAGUCGAGGUUUUGGAACUUUUGGCGACGCAUAAAAACGUUUACAACGUUCUACUAACAAAUUAUCCUAGUUUACUGACUCCGUCAAAAAGUUUUGACGAUUCUGAAAAGUUUCAUGAAGGAAUCUUAUCUACGAAACACGCAGCCACUCACUCAGAGUUGUCGCCUCCUUCUAGUUCCAUAGAAACUAAAGCCAAUUAUAACGAAGAUUUAGCGUGUUUGGGAUCUUUAAGGAGAGACCAGAUGACUCCCCCACGAAUAAAUCCUCAGAAGAAAGUUCCUACAGCUUUCCUGAGAGAUCUCAAAAUUCACAGAUUGUCAGUUUCUUACAGAGGAGCUAUGCUGAACAUCAACAGGUACAGAUUAAGAGCUAGUUCCUGCCCCGAUAUCUAUAGGAAUUCUAUGACAACUAUAGCCGAGGAAAAAGUUGUAUGGUAUGCCGGACUUUGGGACCUGUGGGAUCUGCUAGUUGAUAUGUUUGAUUUUUCCCACUUUGCUGAUCCGAAGUUUUUGGUUUUCGCAUUAUCCAAUUUUCUGUUGUACACGUGGUACGACGUUCCCUAUGUCUACUUAACAGAUAAUGCCAGGAUAUACGGGUAUUCUGAAGAGGAUUCUUCACUACUGAUUUCUGUCAUAGGGAUCGUUAAUAUGGUUGGAGAGGUAAUAUUAGGGUGGCUUGGAGAUCGGAAAUGGGCGAAUGCUAGCAUCAUCUACGCGAUUUGCAUGGUGUUAUGCGGAGGAGUGAUAGCCUUGAUACCUCUCUUCCACUCAUACGGAAUGUUUCUCUUUCUGUCUGGAGGAUUUGGAUUCUUCAUCGCUGCCAAUUAUUCACUUACAUGUAUUAUAUUGGUUAAACUCAUCACUCUGGAUAGAUUCACGAAUGCUUACGGGUUGUUAUUACUGGUUCAAGGUAUUGCUAAUCUCAUUGGACCACCAUUAGCAGGAUGGAUAUAUGAUAUAACCGGUACCUACAGAUUAUCGUUCUAUCUGUCUGGCAUCUUCAUAGCUAUAUCAGGCUUCAUGUUUGUCAUUAUACCCUUAACAAACCGAUAUAAGAAAACGUUCAAACGCCAUUCCUCAAACUCACCUGUGGACUGUGAAUCACCCAAAGAACCAACACCAACAAAGAUCGUCUUAGACUCUUUAGAAACAAACAAUGAGAAAGAUAAAUAAAUUGAAAAUAUUUGUAAGUAAUUGUACCAGUUGCAACCCUAACAUCUGUAAGUGAACUUAAUAAUCAUUCAUUAAGUUUUUCGUGGAUUUAUGUUGAGUGCUUAUGUUGAGUGUUGGAAUUUAUUUUUGUUUCGGGCUUUGCCCUAUGUUUUUCGAAGUUGUAGUUAUGGCCUAUACGAAGUCAAUUCGGCAUAAAAACUAAAUAGUAACCGAACUUCGGCAGUUUAUUUGUAUGGCAUGGGUGGCAGGGUAUAAUUUACGUGAUCUAAUCAUUAUUUUUAUGUGGGAGGCUUUAUAGGGUAUUAACGAGUAAAUUUGUAUUGACUUCGUAUAGGCUAUAGUUUAAGGAUAAGGUUGUGUUCAUUAAUUUACGUUAUUUCUACUUAUUCAACUUCAACAAAGGUGAAAAUUCGAAAUACUUUUCAAUCUGAUAUUUCUUCAGAAAAUUAAAAUGAAUUACUUCUGUUCCAACAUUACUGUAAUUUAGUUAUUACUAUAAUCUAUUUAUUGAGAUCAUUUGAUAUUCAAAUUUGAUAAAAAGGAACUCACAACAUAAUUAUUUGAAACAGAAAAAGCAAUGAGAAAGUUGUCAACUUUUAAUGAGUAAAAGUUUUCUGAUCUUCCAAUUUAAAUACCUCCUAAUGUAGAACUUUUCAAGUACUGUAAGAUUUUCAGUCUCAGGUUUUGAAUGUUAGCUAAAUAAUUAUUAGGAAAUUAUAAUUUAAAAAAAUAAGUAUCAUUGAGCGUUACCACAUUUGAAUCUGGAUUUUGGUAUUUGUUAUUAGGAAACUUGGUCCAAUUAUGUUUUCUGUUUAACAUCCUUUCUUACAGAUAUUCAAAUACCUGAAAUUAUAUGCUGGUCAGUAUUUAGGAUAAUAAAUAACAUAAAAUAAUCUUAUUGUUAUAUAUUUUUAAAUGGGUAAUAGAAACUGUAAAUACUUUCAAAAUUGUAGUGUUAUUUAUUAUAAGUAACUAAGUUACUAAUUGUGCUAUAAUUAGAAAAGAAUAAUAAUGGUUUUAUUUGAGUUAAUUUCGUUGAUAUGAUGAUCAACAUGAAUUGAUUUUGUUUUAUGUUAAAAUAUAGUAUUACUGUAUCUGUAUGGAUAUUCUUAUUUUCAAUUUUCAAAAGUAAGUAUUUCACUUGACUGCAUCUGAAAUAACCAAUAUGUACACUUAAUUUACAAAUUUCUAAAUAUCGUAAAAUUAUUUCCUUCAAAGUAAGAAAAUUUUAUUUCUUCUUGUAGUAUAUUUGAUAGGUGUCAAAAUUUUCCAAGAAUGUUUAUAUUAUUUUAACUUACUUAUUUACUGUUUUUUUAUAACCCUAUCUUCAAAUUAGAAAAAAAGUUAUUGUGGUCAACAACUUUCAAUUAAAGUAUCAAACUAAAUUGAUUAUUGUAAGUGGGCAUUUACAAUCUCAUUAGCUAUAUCCAUUGAAGAAAAAUUUCGUAGGUUAUAUGGGAUACUUACCAAAAUAUGAGGUUUUAUUUUGACAAUAUUCAGAUUUAUCCUAAUCUAUUUUUCCUAUGGCAAAUUAGCUAUUGAUUUAUGUUACCAUUGACGAAAUAUGAUAUAUUCUGAUUAGGUUUAUCUCCAGAAUACUCGAUGUUGCAAUCCAAAAGGAUUUCCUGCUAUGUAAUUCUGAUUCAUUUUAGUUUUAGAAAGUGUUCAGCUAGAGUUUAAGAAACGAUUGUAUAUAUUUUCAGUAGGCUGUGUUAGCUAUUACCUUUUCAGAAAAUCCAGUAGUUUUGUCGAUAAAAAUCGUAGAUAACACAAUAAUAAUAAUAUAUAACAAUCAUGCACCGUUUUGCCAAAUACUGUUGUUUUUUGAAUUUGUUGAGAAUUUAUUGUGAGGUUCACGUAAAAUUUCAUCACAAAUCAAUAACUAUUUAAGAGGUCAUUAACUGACUAUUAUUGUUUCACAUUGAUAAUAAAAUCAAUGAAGGAAGAAGGCAAAGGGCAGCUAUUUUGAGAUAAUUUGAGAGUGUAUCAAGUUAGGAUAUCUUAGGGUGCAAGUUCAUGGAUAAUUGGUUAUGACAUUAUUGAUGAAUUCUUCACUUGUCCUCUCAUUCACAAUAUAAAAAUAGAAUUAAAAAGAAAUAAACUCAUUUGAAAUGAAAUUUUGCGUGUACUGCCCAGUACUUUCCAAAUUACAAGCGUAACUGUGAUUGAAAAUUGCAAAAUAUGGAAUAGAUAUAAGUUAUAUUCGUCUUUCUUCUUUUCACGAAGGAGAGGUUUUUUAGUUUUCUCAUGCUUCUCAACUGCACCACAUGAAUACAGUCAAAGUCGAUUGAUAAUAAUGGAUAGUGAUAAAAUAGUGUCUUGUUCUUUAGUAUAUAGAAACCCACUAUCAUGUUUGAAAUUUUUCGGAAAGUUGAAAUCUAUUAUAACAAGCCGAAUUUUCUUAGAAAUAUGUGCACUCACUCUCUACUAUCAUUUGUUUUUGGAAAUGUCCAAAAUCUGCCAUUUAUUUUUGUUUCAGUAUCCAAUAUAGUAUUCUUAGUUAGAUAUUUACAACACUUAUUUCCCAUAAUAUUAAUACAUUGUAAGUUCGAAUUCAAAUAAAUGCAAUGAAUCGUAA